AUGACCCAUGUAUCAACAAACAGCAAUAAGAAAAGUGGACCGAAGUACCAAAAUACUUUUGCAUUUCAACCAAAUAAAAACUCAAAAAAGACGAAGUAUAUUAAUUCUUUACCCAUAAAUGGACUUUGCCGUCGAUGUAAAGAAAUUGUUGAAUGGCGUAAAAAAUAUAAAAAGUAUAAGCCUUUAACAACACCGAAACGUUGUGUAGGUUGUAACGAAAAAACUGUUAAAAAAGCUUAUCAUAUCUUGUGUAACAAAUGUGCUACAGAUAAAAAAGUAUGUGCAAAAUGUCAAGAAUUAGUUGAGAUUGUUUCAGAGGUUGAUUGUGAAUUACCAAUUCCCAAACCAUUUAGUUGCUCUUGA
Funneliformis geosporum is the source of this 363-nucleotide messenger RNA. Lineage: Eukaryota; Fungi; Glomeromycota; Glomeromycetes; Glomerales; Glomeraceae. The record is from the annotation of a GenBank genome assembly.